AUGUCACUACCCCUUCUGAAAGCCAUGGACCUAUCCUCUCUCGAACCGAAAGAAGGUUGGACCUUAAAAGGUUUUCUAGCUGUAUUCGAAGAACAGCGACAGCGGAUCCAGUUUCAUUUACAGAAACGCGCUAAAUCUAUAGAUCUCGCGAUUGAGAGGUUUGCCGCAUUAAAAACGCAAGUGGCUGCUUUACCAAAUGCAAUCAAAGAAUUGCCGUAUUUUGAAUUCAUUAAUCGGGACCAUCACAACCCGGUGCUGGAUGCGUCUGAAGUGAAGAAACGUAGUCGCAUGGAAUGGGAAGAAUCGGUUCGUACCCGAACGGGUAAACGCCCACGUCGUGGUGUGCAGUCCAGCACUGAAAAACGUCCCCACGCUUCCACCGUCAAACGUGGCACCGCACCUGAGUCAGUGAUGCUCAAUCUUCAGUCCAUCAUGGAGAAUGAUCAUGAUCUCAGAACCGGAGACCAGACCGCAUUUGCAUCUGGCGAGCCAAGCGUUCAAACGGUGAGUAUUUUUGUAACUGAACCGUGUCCGGCGAAACGGAGAAGCAGCACUGAGCGAAACCAUGAAAGCUACACAGAAAUGAAAAUAUUGAGAUUUGGAUGUGUAGGAAAUGGGCACAUGCGCUAA
Messenger RNA from Echinostoma caproni, 630 nucleotides. The record is from the annotation of a GenBank genome assembly. Lineage: Eukaryota; Metazoa; Platyhelminthes; Trematoda; Plagiorchiida; Echinostomatidae.